Molecule: messenger RNA, 780 nt
Organism: Diachasmimorpha longicaudata
Lineage: Eukaryota; Metazoa; Arthropoda; Insecta; Hymenoptera; Braconidae
Gene: PrBP
Product: retinal rod rhodopsin-sensitive cGMP 3',5'-cyclic phosphodiesterase subunit delta
Exons: 3
Coding region: 212-613 (133 amino acids)
Biological process (GO): sensory perception of light stimulus
Cellular component (GO): cytoplasm
Source: RefSeq, a predicted model, not a curated record
UUUUUUAUUCGAUUUGUAGUUCAAAAUUUUUGACAUUUGUCCAGGGAUCGAUAAACAAGAGGAUAAUUAGAUGAAUAAAUUAUGAAAUCGAGUUUUAAUGAGGGAUUAGUGAUGUUUACUUGGGGUUUAGUCGAACAUUUGAUCGACUCCGGAAUAUAUUCUGUCUUUUCGAGAAGAUACUUCUCGGGGUUUCGGGAAUGGUUGAGGCAAUAUGGAAAACCCUCUUGAUUUGAUAAAAAUUGAUUCUCCUGAUUUUGUUAUAAUAAACUACCAAUCCAUUCCAGACGUAGAGCACGAAGCUAGAGUACCAAAGAAAAUUCUCAGAUGCCGUGAGGUAUCACGAGAGAUAAACUUCAGUUCUGUGGAGCCAUUGGAGAGAUUCAGGCUGGAGCAAAAAGUCCUGUUCAAGGGACGAUGCCUCGAGGAGUGGUUCUUCGAGUUUGGCUUCGUCAUACCGAACAGCACAAACACCUGGCAAAGUCUCAUUCAAGCAGCUCCUGAAAGUCAAAUGAUGCCUGCCAACGUCUUGAAUGGAAACGUCGUAAUCGAGACAAAAUUCUUCGACGAUGAUAUCUUGGUGUCGACCAGUCGAGUUAGAUUAUUUUAUGUUUAGACCUUUCUAGUGCCGUUAAUUAAUUAUUGAUAAGGACCUAGUCACAGCACAAUUUUAUGAAUAUUUUACACAUAAGUGAUUCCACAACGAAGUAUUUUCAUAUUUAUUCUACUGCAUUAUAAUAAAAGAAUGUUGAGUUCCUCAUUAAAAAAAUUACAAAUGACAAA